Messenger RNA from Mollisia scopiformis, 321 nucleotides. RefSeq lists its product as uncharacterized. Bases 1 to 321 code for a protein of 106 amino acids. Lineage: Eukaryota; Fungi; Ascomycota; Leotiomycetes; Helotiales; Mollisiaceae. The transcript is spliced from 4 exons. The record is from RefSeq and is a predicted model, not a curated record.
AUGGCUCCAAGCACUUGCUGUGGAAAGAGCGGGGAGGGUUGCGUCUGCGCGACCCAAGCCAAGUGCUCUUGCGGCGAAAAAUCUGCUCUUCACUGCACGUGUGGAAAAGCUGCAACAGAAAACGCGAUCGAAGGAUCUCGCUGCUCUUGUCGUGCACGCCCCGCUGGCCAGUGUACUUGUGAUCGCGCUUCGACAGAGAAUUCGACUCCUGCUGGAUCACUGUGCUCCUGUGGUGCAAGACCUGCUGACGCCUGUACCUGCGAGAAAGCAAGUGACGGAGGAAUAAACCCCAACGAAAUAGACUUCACGACCGCGAAGUAA